CUGGAAGAAGUUACCUGCCAAAAAUGACCGCUGAUUUUCAAAGAAAAGCAAAACAAAUGAUUCGUAUAGUAAAUUCGUGUAGUAAAUUGAUCAAUCAUUUUCAUCGACGAGAUGCCGCCUAUAUAUGUCUGGCCUCAUUCUUUUUCAACUUUUUUCUUCUUAUUUUCUCACAAAAUCUAUUUUUACGAAGAGACUUGAUUGACACUUGAAUAACGAGAUGAUUUAUUGCUAGUAACAAACACCUGAAGUUGAAAAUUUCAUUGUUUGGUCGGCCAUAUUUGAGCUCUGCACAUUUUUUCUUGUGGCAGCUAGCUUUCAGCAACUGCUGAAGCUGAACUUACCGGCUAUUGGCAACUGUUAUUGGCAGGCAACAUCGUACAACGAAAAAGUGAGUGCGUAUCAGGGUUGCCAACGGCAGCGCUAGCAUCAAUACGUUUUUCUGAUUUUUUUUUCAGAAAAACGCAUUGAUACUAGCGUUGCAGUUGGCAGCCCUGAUGAGUUUCCGUUUUGGUAGAGAAUGUCACCUGUAAGAGUGGAUUACUGGUCAACCAACAGAAUAACACUUUUGAUCUUGUAAAGCGAGUAUAAUGAAUGAUAAACAAAGAAAAUUCAUAUAUUUUCCUUGAUAUACAAUGCAGAAAAGUGGAUGGCAUGAUCACUCACUUUUCUGAUGUUAACUUUUACAGAGUUAAAUGUGAUGUAUACAUGUUCAAGAUACACCUAGAACUAAAAGGUAGACCUAAGUCGCUAGUGUCAUGAUGAAUUUACGUUGAUUGUGCUCCUAGCGUAUCGUAACGUGUAUACAUUUGUUGAUUUCUUUUAACCGUUGUUGGUGAGAGAUAGUUUGUCGUACGUAAAACCAGUGUAACUGAGAGAUACAUAUAGAAAUCAAUAGAUUUAAUUUUUUUAUAAUAGGAUUUACAGCAGUGAUGGUAUAAAGGCUUUUUAAUCAGAAACUCUGAAAAUCUUGAGAGUUUUGAAGAUGUCGCUAUUCCUUUGGCUAUGGGAAUGUACUAUGGAAAAACUGCCCAAUCAGGUGAGAAUUUAUCAGAUCUACCUUCUUCGGUAUGGAAUCUUAUUUAUGGCAAAUUUCUUACGGCUAAAACAAUAGAAUGGUAUCUAUCAGGUGUUAGUCAUGUGUUUAUUUGUCAUGUCCUUUAUGUUUUGACUACUAUCAGUUUAUUAAUUUCAGUUUUUCCGUUAAAUAACUCGGCUUUUAUGUUUAAUAUAUUUUUAAGUCAUCUUCUCAUCGACAGAUGAGUCUUCGAUGCAUCCACUUUCAGUCCAAAGUGUGGCUGCCGUUUUUACCUUUCGAGGUCAAUAUGCCAAAUUGAAUAGACAUGUAUGAUAGUCUUUUGUUUUGUCUUGCGCAAAGAAAAUGCAUAGUUUGAUUAGAUUAUUUUUUCUUAUGAUAUAAUCAAAUUCCAAUCGUGAUGAACAAUUUAAUAGUUUUUGUGUUUGUACUAUUCACAUUGGAUUCUUUCGGCUACAUCAUAAACUAGUUCUCUCGAAGUCAAAUGUAUUUUAGUCAAAUUUUCAAUAUAUUCCAGGUAAAUUUACUGGAUAGUUUGCAUCUACUUUAUCGUUCUGAAUAGCGAAAAACACUUAGUCAUUGUCGAUCAAUUAGAUCAAAAAAAACUUAUUUUAAGAAUAAAUAUUGCUGACAUUCGCUUGGUUUACCAUUAAUAAUCGCUAAGCUUUACUCAUUAAUAAUCUUUUCCAAAGGCCUUUAGGACUUUCGUCCGAUCUUUUUACAAUAAAUGUUUUGAGAGCUUCGCGUAUUGAGCCAUAUUUUUAGAAAAAAACACUAUAAAAUAUAUUGUCAAAUCCACCAUUCGACAGAAAACAGAGUAAUUUUUCAAGUUAUUGUGAAAAAAAGUUGCAAAAUAUUCUGGCAGAUUACAGUGAAGCAUCAGAAAUGAGAAAAUGACACUAUAAUGAAGCUGUAGAACUUGUAUAAUGUUUUGAGGAAAGUUACAUUAUCAGUGUGGGUUGUUUAAAUCGACGUUUUUUUCAGAUUAUUAGUUUCACACUUUAGUUGUAUUCAAAUAUUAUUUUUAAAAAUGCCAAUUGCUGAAACACAUACAAAAAAUGAACCACAUACAAAAAAUAAACUGGGCCUUACUUUGCCCGAAGUGCCACGUGAUCCCAUUGAUCCCCAUAAUGAAAAUGGUGUUCAAGAAGUGUGCAUCGAAAGAUUAAAGGAAGAAUUCAAUCAAUUAGAUUGUACAGAUAAACAAAAAGAUCGUAUGGAAGAAUUUUUUAAAUCAAAAAAAGCUGUUGGAGAAUUGAAACAAGAUGAUUUAGUGAAUAUAUGUGAACUUGGUCAAGGAAAUGGUGGUGUAGUAUGGAAAGUUCGACAUAAACCAACAGAAAAAAUAAUGGCAAGAAAAUUAAUUUAUUUGGAAGUGAAACCUGCAUUGAAAAAUCAAAUUAUUCGUGAACUUAAAGUUCUUCAUCAAUGUAAUUCGCCUUAUAUCGUUGGAUUUUAUGGCGCAUUUGCUGUCGAAGCACAGAUUAGUAUCUGCAUGGAAUAUAUGGUACUUCGUGGUUUGAGAUAUUUACGAGAAAAACAUCGAAUUAUGCAUCGAGAUAUAAAACCAUCAAAUAUUCUUGUCAAUCAACAAGGUGAAAUUAAGUUAUGUGAUUUUGGCGUCAGUGCACAAUUAAUCGACUCAACGCCGGAAAGAUUAGAAGGAACUCAUUAUGGUAUUAUGUCGGAUAUUUGGAGUCUUGGGUUAUCACUCAUCGAAAUGGCUGUUGGUCGUUAUCCAAUACCACCACCAUCUGUACAAGAUAUUGAUGCAUUAUUUAAACAAGAUCCGCAUGGUUGUGAACCGAGACCAGAAGGAUUUGGUUGCCAGAAAGGUUUGGCCAUAUUUGAGUUAAUGGAAUGGAUUGUAAAUGAAGCACCACCCAGUUUACCUCGUAAACAUUUUUCACCCGAAUUUUGUGAUUUUAUUGAUCGUUGUUUAAAGAAGAGUACGUCAGAGCGAGCCGAUUUAAAUACAUUAUUGCAUCAUGCAUUCUACAAACGAUAUGAAAAUGAAAUCGAUAAUCAAGAUGUUGCAUUAUGGAUUCAAAAAAUGUCGAACGAAGAUAAACGAUCAACAAAUGAUAAUAAUAGUUCAUCAAAAGAACAAGAACCGUCACCACCAAUCGGUGCUGUACUUGGGUGGUUGAAUUUGGGAUCUGUAUCUCCUCGACAAGCAACAUCAACAUCACAGGCAAUACCCACUACUGGCAAUAAUACAACUUCCACUUUUCCUGCAUCACCUCCACGUUUUAUCGAAUUUAGUCAAAUGAUGGAAGCGAAUCGAAAUGCACAAAAUUUACAAUUAGCACAUGAAAUUGUGUUUAACAAAGAUUUUAAACUUGAAUUACCAGAAUAUGAAAAAGGAAGUAUGGCAGAAAAAGUCCAUGAUACUAUGCAUUCUGCAUUUUGGGAUAUACUUCGUGAAGAUUUACAGGCAGAUCCACCACGUUAUGAACAUGUUGUCAAUUUAAUCGGUGAAGCUAAGGAAGAUUUGAAAUCAUUGGUAUUACCUUAUCAAACAGUAUUAAAACAACAGAUUGACGAAGCAGUUGAUUUAGAAAUCGUUAAAAAGAAAUUUGAAGCCAAUACUGCCAAUCCACAUGAAUAUAUAAAAUAUUUUAUUGAUAUGAUGAGUACUUUAUGUGCAGAAUGUCGUGAUGAACAAAUAGCAAAAUUGAAAAUGGUUAAUGAUCCUGUCGAAUGUUUUCGAGGAAUCAUGGAAUUGUUGAAUCUAAUGAAACUUGAUAUGGCCAAUUUUAACAUUAGACAAUAUCGUCCAUUAUUGCAACAACAAUCUGUUAAUUAUGAAAAAUCAACAUUUGAAAAAUUUAUUGAAGCUCAACGAAAUAUGGGCAUUGAUCCACUGGCAGCCAGUUAUAAUUGGCUUGAACGUGCAUUUGAACGUAUACAAAAGAAAAUAACAAUUGGUUCUUAUAUUGUACCAGAUCAAUCUGAUGGAAGUGUAUUACCUCUAACAAUUUUAAAUGAAGCUUAUAUGGAAAUACUUCUCUGGAAUCCUAAAAAUUCUUUUCCUGAAACUUUACAAUUGGAUGAAAUUCGUUUUAAUCAAGUUCAUAUUGGCUCAAUGCGUUUACUCAUUAUUGCCACUAUUAUUGGAAUAUUAUCACAUAUAACUGGUUCAAUACUACGUGAUUAUGAGUCAUUAAGAACUCUAUUAAAAACACAAAUGAUUAUUAUUCUAGAAGAUUUUCCACAACGGAAAUUACGUGAUCUAUUAGCAUCAUUAGGUGAACAAGUAGUAAAAACAUCCCGAGAAGAACUUGAAAAAUAUAAUCAAGCAAAAAUUAUUGUUGAUAAUGAACAAAUAAUCAAAGAUUCCAUACUGACAAUCGUUGAUCAUAAGCUAACUGAACAUCCCGUAUUUAAGUUAUUAUUUAAUCGUUAUGUAACAUUCGUUCAACAACUAUUGAUUCAAUCAGCUAAUAUGACAAAUAGUUCAUCAUUGUCUAAUAUUGUUGUACCAAGUGGACUCACUCUUGUUAUGGAUGAAAUAAUUACAACUGUUCGUCUAUUUAUUCGUUUGAUUAAUUAUAAUAAAAUUGUUUUUAAUGAUCAUUACUUAACAAUUAUUAAACAAAUACAGCAGACAAAAUCGACUGUAAGUGCUAGUACUCCUACCACAAACUAA
This is a messenger RNA of Didymodactylos carnosus, 4685 nucleotides long. Lineage: Eukaryota; Metazoa; Rotifera; Eurotatoria; Philodinida; Philodinidae. The record is from the annotation of a GenBank genome assembly.